Acanthosepion pharaonis is the source of this 1146-nucleotide messenger RNA. NCBI's taxonomy places the organism in Eukaryota, Metazoa, Mollusca, Cephalopoda, Sepiida, Sepiidae. The record is from the annotation of a GenBank genome assembly.
AUGUUCUUUCUUUCUUCCUUCCUUCCUUUCUUUCUUCCUUUCCUCCUUUCUUUCUUUCUUUCUUUCUUUUUUCUUUCUUUCUUCUUUCUUUCUUUCUUUCUUUCUUCCUUUUUCCUUUCUUCCUUUCUUUCUUUCUUCCUUUCUUUCUUUCUUUCUUUGUUUCUUCCUUUCUUUCUUUGUUUCUUCCUUUCUUUCUUUCUUUCUUUCUUUCUUCUUCCUUUCUUUCUUUCAUUCUUUCUUUCUUUAUUUAUUUCUUCGUUUCUUUCUAUCUUUCUUUUUUCUUUCUUUCUUUCAUUCUUUCUUUCUUCCUUUCUUUCUUUCUUUUUUUCUUUCUUUCUCCUUUUCUUUCUUUCUUUCUUUCUUUCUUUCUUCCUUUGUUUCUUUGUUUCUUCCUUUCUUCCUUUAUUUCUUUGUUUCUUCUUUUCUUUCUUUCUUUCUUUUUUCUUCCUUUCUUUCUUCCUUUCUUUCUUUCUUCCUUUCUUUAUUUCUUUCUUUUUUCUUUCUUUCUCCUUUUCUUUCUUUCUUUUUUCUAUUCUAAUAUGUCUCUUUCUGUUCUCCCUCUCUCCUGGUCCUUUUCUUUCAAUUUCUCUCCUGUUUCCGCCCCUUCUCUCUCUCUCUCUCUCUCUCUUAGUACUUUUCUCUCUUUCUCUCCUAAUACAUCUCUCUACUAAUGUCUCUUUCUAUACUAAUACCUCCCGGUUCCCCCUCUCUCACCUGAUCCAUCUGUUUCCAUUUCUCCCCUAUUUUUCCGUUUUUCUCUCUCUCUCUCUCUCUCUUAAUACAUAUCUUCCUCUCCUAAUACUUCUCUCUGUUAAUAUUUCUCUUUCUCUCCUAAUACUCCCCUUUCCCCCUCUCUCCCAUGAUUCAUCUGUUUACAUUUCUUACCUAUUUUUCUCUCUCUCUUUUUCUCUUAAUACGUCUCUAUCUUUCUUUCCUAAUACUUCCUUUUUAUCCCAUGAUCCAUCUAUUUCCAUUUCUUUCCUAUUUUCCCUUUCUCUCUCUCUCUCUCUCUCUCUCUCUGUUUCUCUCCUAAUAUUCCUAUUUUACCUUCUCUCUCACCUUAUCCAUCUGUUUUCAUUUGCCUCCUAUUUUUCCAUUUCUCUCUCUUUUUCUCUCUUAAUACUUCUCUCUCUGUCUCUCUCCUAA